CUUCCCUCCCUCUUUAAUAUCGAGUUCCGCAAUCAAAGAGCGCUGUUUGGAGACGGGGAGUUGAGGCUCGAGUCAAAAAGUCCGCGUCGCUUGGUUCUCAGCGCGAUGGAGCGCGCAAACCAUCAUCAAAACCUCACGAGCCGCUUCAGUAGGCUUCAGAUUCAAAUGGACGGAGAGGAGUUGAGCGCUCAAGAGACUGCUCUCUACGAUCGCCAGAUCCGCGUCUGGGGCGUCGAUGCUCAAAAGAGGUUAAGCAAGACUCAUGUCCUGGUAAAUGGAUUGAAUGGCACUGCUGUCGAGUUCUGCAAGAAUAUUGUCCUCGCUGGAGUUGGGAGUUUGACUAUUAUGGAUGACCGUAUAGUUACAGAAGAUGCUCUUAAUGCAAACUUCUUAAUCCCUCCCGAUGCGGUUAAAGAUGAAGGAAGUUCCCUUGCUGAACUUUGUUGUGAUUCUCUCAAGGAGUUCAACCCGAUGGUUCAUGUUUCAGUUGAAAGAGGUGACUUGACACAGCUUGAUGACGAAUUUUUUGACAAGUUUGAUGUUGUAGUUGUCAGCUGUUGCCCAUUUAACAAUAAAAAAUUGAUUAAUGACAAAUGCCGAAAGAGACAAAAGCGAGUUGGAUUUUAUUCAGUUGAUUGCAGGGGUUCUUGUGGCGAAAUCUUUGUUGAUUUGCAAGACUACAGCUAUGAACAGAAGAAAACUGAUUGCAAAUCUGGAUGUCAUUUGCAGUAUCCAAGCUUCGAGGCAGCAAUAUCUGUUCCUUGGAGGGAUCUUCCUCGGAAAGUGUCCAAAUUAUACUUUGCUCUGAGAGUGAUUGAGAAGUUUGAGUUAUGCGAAGGACGCAAUCCUGGUGAUACAUCUACUUCUGAUCUUCCAGUUGUUCUAAAGCUGCGGAAAGAAUCUUGUGAUGCACAGUCUUUAAAUGAAACACAUAUUCCUACCGGCCUCUUGGAGCGCUUACUAGCAGCUGGUGCAAAGGAACAUCCUCCUCUUUGUGCAAUCUUAGGUGGAAUCCUUGGCCAGGAAGUCAUCAAAGCAGUAUCUGGAAAGGGUGAUCCUUUGAAGAACUUUUUUUACUUUGAUGUUGCUGAUGGCAAAGGAGUGAUUGAGGAUAUAUCUCCACCUCCAACAAAUGCUGACGGUACCAAUGGCCAGCCUUGAGCCUUCUGUUCAAAGAAGUUAUCUAAUUUUGUGUCUUGCCGCUAACUCCACGAGAGGAUCAUUUCUUGUAACUUUGUGAAUUGUUCGCUCAUUAUGUGUAGAUGCUCGAGAUUGCAGCUUAUUUUGUAGAUUGGGUAGUUAAUCCUCAAGGAAAAAGUUAUCUCGAAUUUUAUAAGUAGUACAUUUCAUGGACCGACUUAUUAACACUUUA
This is a messenger RNA of Asparagus officinalis (garden asparagus), 1372 nucleotides long. Its product is annotated as SUMO-activating enzyme subunit 1B-1-like. Bases 106 to 1161 code for a protein of 351 amino acids. Gene Ontology annotation, molecular function: SUMO activating enzyme activity. Gene Ontology annotation, biological process: protein sumoylation. The transcript has 11 exons. Lineage: Eukaryota; Viridiplantae; Streptophyta; Magnoliopsida; Asparagales; Asparagaceae. The record is from RefSeq and is a predicted model, not a curated record. Gene Ontology annotation, cellular component: cytoplasm; SUMO activating enzyme complex.